Erpetoichthys calabaricus (reedfish) is the source of this 2598-nucleotide messenger RNA. Its product is annotated as dynein axonemal intermediate chain 2-like. The coding region runs from base 134 to 1927 and encodes 597 amino acids. Lineage: Eukaryota; Metazoa; Chordata; Cladistia; Polypteriformes; Polypteridae. The transcript is spliced from 14 exons. The record is from RefSeq and is a predicted model, not a curated record. Gene Ontology annotation, biological process: outer dynein arm assembly; cilium movement. Gene Ontology annotation, molecular function: dynein light chain binding; dynein heavy chain binding. Gene Ontology annotation, cellular component: outer dynein arm.
AGCGACAGUAAACGGACGCUGCGCGCAGGGUGUCAGUCUCUUCGCUACCGAAAAAAAAAGUUAAGGCUGGAAAAAGAAAACAACGCGAGUUUGCUUGAUUAUCGCAGCAACAGCAGCCGCCGCAAAGGUCAUAAUGGAGAUCGUGUACGUGUACACAAAGAAGCGCAGCGAGUUCGGCCGGCAGUGCAAUUUCUCUGACCGGCCAGCAGAGCUUCAUGUGGACAUCCUGCCAGAUCCCACGCUGGCUGGGAACUUCAUUGAGAGGAACCCUUGCGACACGCCGAUUCAGUGUGUCCAGGAGAUGUCCGAGCACGAGGUGAACACAGAGAGGUUUGCGACUGAAACGCGGGGGAUAAACCAUGUAGAAGGGGGCUGGCCAAAGGAUGUGAACCCCCAAGAGAUGGAGCAAACAAUGCGCUACAGGAAGAAAGUGGAGAAGGACGAGAACUACGUGAACACCCUUCUGCAGUUGGGCAGUCUUAUGGAGCACUGCAUCAAACAGAACAACGCCAUCGAUAUUUAUGAGGAAUAUUUCGGAGAAGAGGAAGACGUGAUAGAAGGUACAGAAGAGCCCCCCUCAGCCAAAACCAUCAAUGUUUUCCGAGACCCCAAUGAAAUCAAGCGUACUGCCACCAGCUUGUCCUGGCACCCUGAUGGAGGUAGGAAGCUGGCCAUAUCGUAUUCUUCACUGGAGUUCCAGCACGGCAGCAAGGAAAUGAGUUUUGACUCCUACAUAUGGGACCUCGAGAACCCCAACAAGCCAGAGAUGACCCUGAAGCCCGUGUCACCUCUCGUGUGCCUGGAGUACAACCCCAAAGACUCGCACAUCCUUGUUGGCGGCUGCUACAACGGGCAGAUUGCUUACUGGGACACAAGGAAGGGCAGUCAACCGGUGGAGAUGUCAACGGUUGAACACAGCCACCGAGACCCAGUCUACAAGGUCAUCUGGUUGCAGUCCAAAACCGGCACAGAAUGUUUUUCCACGUCCACUGAUGGGCAGGUGUUGUGGUGGGACAUUCGAAAGAUGAGUGAACCGACAGAAAAGCUGGUCCUUGACCUGAGCAAGAAGGGGAACCUGGAUAGCUCACUUGGUGCAAUCUCACUGGAGUUUGAAACCACUAUGCCAACAAAGUUCAUGGUGGGAACAGAGCAAGGGAUGGUGGUUUCGUGCAACAGGAAAGCCAAGACACCAGGAGAGAAAAUUGUCUGCACAUACAGUGGCCACCAUGGGCCAAUCUAUGCACUGCAGAGAAAUCCAUUCUUCCCCAAAAACUUUCUCACAGUGGGAGACUGGACAGCACGAAUCUGGUCUGAAGAUAUUAAGGAGUCCUCCAUUAUGUGGACCAAGUAUCACAUGGCUUAUUUAACGGAUGGCUGUUGGAGUCCAAUUCGGCCCUCAGUUUUCUUUACUACAAAGACAGAUGGCACACUGGAUGUAUGGGACUUCUUAUUUAAGCAGAAUGAUCCAACACUCAGUGUUAAGGUGUGUGAUGAGGCUCUGUACAGCCUGAGGGUCCAGGACAAUGGACGCUUCCUCGCCUGUGGCUCCCAUCUGGGCACAGCCACUCUGCUGGAGAUCUCUUCUGGAUUGUCCACCCUGCAGAGGAAUGAGAAAGCCCUGGCUACUGCAAUGUUCGAGCGCGAGACCAAACGCGAGAAGAUCCUAGAGGCACGCCACCGUGAAAUGCGGCUUAAGGAGCGCAGCCGCUCAGAGCAAGGCAAAGAGGAGGAUGCAAAGGAUGGUGAGACAGAGGAGAACCCUGAGGACUUGGUGGCACAGGCUGAGAAAACCUUCUUUGAGAUUAUAGAAGCUGAACGCAGGAAAAAUGAAGAAGAGGAGCAGAAGAUACAGGCUGAAAUGAGCAAGGAGAAAGAGGACUCUGAAGAGAAGGAAAUUGAUGAGAUGGAGGAUAAACAUGAAGAAUGAGUUGAAAGAACAAGUCGAAGGAGAAAAGACUGGCACUGUUACUUAGGAUCGAUGCUCAAAGAACAGCAUACACCUUGAGGGAAAAUCAUUAUUUCCCUUUAUGUUACUUAAUGCUGCUUGUGGGUAACAGAUUAUUGAGAAAUCAUGAGGACCUUUUUUGGAGACUGCAGUUAUCAUAUUAAGAUAGAAAAUGUGUAUAGAUGGAUAUUUUGCAAGUACUUUACUCAAUAUUUAUAAAAUAAUAGAAAAACCAUCAGGCUUUCUGCAAUUCCAUCACAUGCCCAAGAGGAGAUCAAACUCUACUCUACUCAUUUCUCUUUCAGUUUUUUGUAAUUAAGAGGCAUUAUCAAAACUCCAGAUAACCAUAGGUUUAUAUUAACUUGUGCAUUUUGAUUCUAAAUACGAGAGUCACUGAAUGAAUAAAACAAGGGAAGGUGACCACCUGGAGAAAUUCAUCUUGAGGAUGAGAAAAUGAAAAAGACUCAACUGGAAUGAGGAGUAUUGAAUUAUUAAAAUGUUAGUGUCCUAGCAAAACAGCUGUGGGUUCUUUCUACAAGAAUGACCACCAGCUUUUACAGCGAAUUGCAGGUACUUCAUUUUGGAUGGACAACAUCUGAAUAAGCCAAGUAGUUACGAAAGAUCCAUUAAAAAAAACAAAUGCAGAACAUGAU